GAGCAGAGCAGAGCCAGGUUGGGACAGGAAGAGAAGUGUUGUGCUACAGGGAGAGAAAGUCCCUGAGAGCAGGGCUGAAGACUGACUGCUGUGUGAAGAAGCGCAGGCAUCAGGAAGCGUUCACAGACGGGUGCAGGGACGAGCAUGUGUCGCAGCAGAACGCCGUUGCGGGUGAAAGCUGGCACACUGAAGCAGCCAACUCAAGCAGGGACCUAAGUGGCACUGAUCGGUAAAAAUCACACAGGAAUAAGUCAGCUAGAUCAGAAGGAGGAGGUUAAAAUCCGUAAACACACUGUUGUGACACAGCGCUUCCACAGGAUGAAUCGUCUCAUCGUACUGCUUCUUGCAGUUUGCCAUGUUAUCAGCUUGUCAGAAAGAGGUUAUUUCUGGCAUCUCACAGAUCUGCAUUUGGAUCCAAACUACACAGUGACUUCUGAUCCUGGGAAAGUAUGUCCUUCUGCAGGUGAUCAACCUGUUACAAAUGCAGGGAAAUGGGGGAAUUAUUUGUGUGACUCUCCAGGCGCCCUUAUUAACUCAUCCAUAUAUGCAAUGAAAUCAAUACUGCCAGAUCCAGAUUUCAUUCUAUGGACUGGGGAUGAUACCCCACAUGUACCCAAUGAGCAGCUUGGUGAGAAAGCUGUCCUGGAGAUUGUGGAGUGGCUGACGAACCUAAUCAUGCAUGUUUUUCCAACAACCAAAGUUUAUGCUGCCUUAGGAAAUCAUGAUUUUCACCCUAAAAAUCAACUACCAACACAGAAUAAUUCCAUUUAUUAUCGGAUCUCGGAAUUUUGGACACCAUGGCUGAACCAAGAAUCCAUAGCUACUUUUCAAAAAGGAGCAUUUUACAGUGAGCAGUUGGUUAAUACAGGAACGGUGGGUCGUGUGAUUAUCCUAAACACCAAUUUGUACUACGAGUCUAACAGCAUCACAGCCAAUAUGGAGGAUCCAGGCGACCAGUUUUCAUGGUUAGAAAAUCAAUUGACAGCUGCCUCACAAAAAGGGGAGAAGGUGUAUAUUGUGGGACAUGUUCCCCCAGGAUACUUUGAAAAGAAACGUGAGAAGUCUUGGUUCAGAGAGAAUUUUAACAAGCGCUAUGUGGAGAUCAUCCAGAAACACCAUACAGUGAUACAAGGACAAUUUUUUGGACAUCAUCACACAGACUCCUUCAGAAUGUUUUACGGCAACUCGGGUGACCCUGUCAGCAGCAUGUUUAUUGCACCUGGAAUAUCUCCUUGGAUGACCACUUUACCAGGUGUUAACAACGGAGCCAACAAUCCAGGAAUAAGAGUGUUUGAGUAUGACAGGAAAAGCCUUCAUGUAUUGGAUAUGGUCACUUAUUAUAUGAACCUUAGUUAUGCUAAUACUGAGUCCCCCAGAUGGGAGAAGGAGUAUCGGCUAACGGAAGCAUUUCUGGUGCCGGAUGGAUCUCCCCAAUCUAUGCACAAAGUACUGGAGAAAAUAACCACUGACCACUGCUAUCUACAGAAGUACUAUGAGUAUAACUCUGUCAGCUAUGACCUAGAGAGCUGUGGAGAGACCUGUAAAAUUGAUCAUGUAUGUGCUAUUCGUGAAGUGGACUUUACAAAGUAUGCUACAUGUAUACAGAAUGAAAGCUCAGCUUUGAAGCCUGUCUAUCAUAUAACAGUUAUGAUGGUUGCAUUGUUUAUUUAUUUGAUUCUGAAUUAAAAUAAAAAUGUGUAUGAAAUACUCCAA
Molecule: messenger RNA, 1713 nt
Organism: Pseudophryne corroboree (corroboree frog)
Lineage: Eukaryota; Metazoa; Chordata; Amphibia; Anura; Myobatrachidae
Gene: SMPDL3B
Product: sphingomyelin phosphodiesterase acid like 3B
Exons: 9
Coding region: 319-1686 (455 amino acids)
Biological process (GO): sphingomyelin catabolic process
Molecular function (GO): sphingomyelin phosphodiesterase activity
Source: RefSeq, a predicted model, not a curated record